Panthera uncia (snow leopard) is the source of this 1841-nucleotide messenger RNA. It is a transcript of the gene UNC119B, whose product is annotated as unc-119 lipid binding chaperone B. NCBI's taxonomy places the organism in Eukaryota, Metazoa, Chordata, Mammalia, Carnivora, Felidae. Bases 42 to 797 code for a protein of 251 amino acids. The transcript is spliced from 5 exons. The record is from RefSeq and is a predicted model, not a curated record. Gene Ontology annotation, molecular function: lipid binding. Gene Ontology annotation, cellular component: cilium. Gene Ontology annotation, biological process: cilium assembly; nervous system development; lipoprotein transport.
UACGGCGCUGCGGAGGCGGCGGCCAUCUUGGCGGCGGAGCGAUGAGCGGGUCGAACCCGAAGGCUGCGGCCGCGGGGUCAGCGGCUGGGCCGGGGGCGCUGGUGGCCGGCAAAGAGGAGAAGAAGAAGGCAGGCGGCGGUGUCCUGAACCGACUCAAGGCGCGGCGGCAGGCGCCCCCCCACGCGACAGAGGACGGCAUCGGGGCGGCGGUCACGGAGCAGGAGCUGCUGGCUCUGGACACCAUCCGGCCCGAGCACGUCCUGCGCCUCAGCCGGGUCACCGAGAAUUAUUUAUGUACACCUGAAGAUAACAUCUACAGUAUUGAUUUCACCCGCUUCAAAAUUCGAGAUUUGGAGACAGGGACGGUGCUUUUUGAGAUUGCCAAACCUUGUGUUUCAGACCAAGAGGAGGAGGAGGAGGAGGAAGGUGGAGAUGUGGAUAUCAGCGCGGGACGUUUUGUCCGCUAUCAGUUCACACCGGCAUUUCUCCGCCUCCGCACAGUCGGGGCUACAGUGGAGUUCACAGUGGGAGACAAACCUGUGUCAAACUUCCGGAUGAUCGAGCGGCACUAUUUCCGGGAACGCUUGCUGAAAAACUUUGACUUUGAUUUCGGCUUCUGCAUCCCCAGCAGUAGAAACACUUGUGAACAUAUCUAUGAGUUUCCCCAGCUUUCUGAGGAUGUCAUUCGUCUGAUGAUUGAAAAUCCCUAUGAGACCCGUUCUGACAGCUUCUACUUUGUUGACAACAAGCUGAUAAUGCACAACAAGGCCGAUUAUGCCUAUAAUGGAGGCCAGUGACCGCUGUGGGAGUGGACGGGGAGGUGCUUUGCUGUGGCCCGAGGUCCUGGCACAUGGAGGUGGUUGAACCUGCUGUUCGUCAACACACAUCUGGAACCUGGUCCCAGGAAGCCAAGGCUGGGGUGGUGGUUUCCUGUGCUCCAAGAGAGGUGCCAAGCAGUGCUGUGUUUUCUUCCCCAGCACUUUUUCUUCCCUUUUCCCCUACCCCUUAGGUUGCAGACGUAUUAUAGUAAAGUGAAGGAUUAGGGUAAGGCUCCUGGAAUCCAGAGAAAAAAGAAAAUUUAUUUUCACGUAGUCAUAGCUGCCUGCUGGUUGUGCUGAUGAGCCCGGGCCGCUACGGGCACAGCUGUGUCAGGGUAAGGAGGCUCUGGCCAGCCGGCUUGCCAGUCAGCGGCUUUUCCACAGGUUCCUGGGUGCGGUGAGAAGCUGAACGGUGGGUCUCUUCCAGGCAUCUCGCCCUCUCACUUGCAGUAUUGCCGGUGGCACAGUCUGACCUCAGUUUGAGCGUAGUUCGAAAGCAACUGGAAAAAAAGUGGGUGUGUGUGGGCGCCAGGAGUGGAGGCACCAGCGGCCGGCAGGGCUGCCAAACUGAAAAGUCCAUGUUGUGGAGAGGCCUGCUUCUCUGUCUGACUUCCAGGACCUUCCGCCAGCCCUCCCGGGGAUACGACAAGGUUUCAGCCUGGCAGUGCCUUCUGUUCCCGCUUUGGAGGAAAGACGAGCUUGCUCUGCGUGUCCUGCCUCCUAACCUUUGAGUAUCUCCUGAAAUAGAAUGUGGCAGUGUUUGCUCUCGGAGCAGUAGGAUCUCUUGAGGCCACAUCAGGCCUCGUAUUUUGUGUUUUUUGUUUCAUUUUUUUAUUUCUAGGCUUCUUUUGGAGAGGUUUUAUAAGAUGUCAGUGGUGUUCCCAGCAUAUGUGAUGUGUGGUUAGACUUCUGAUAGUAUUAAUCAGGUUCCUGGGGCUAAUCUGGCUCGUGUUGGGACUGGAUAUAGUUACGGACCAACAGCUACUUAAAGGAAGGAUUUGAUUUUUCAACACAGGAGAGCCU